Serpula lacrymans var. lacrymans S7.9 is the source of this 876-nucleotide messenger RNA. RefSeq lists its product as uncharacterized. NCBI's taxonomy places the organism in Eukaryota, Fungi, Basidiomycota, Agaricomycetes, Boletales, Serpulaceae. The record is from RefSeq and is a predicted model, not a curated record. The coding region runs from base 1 to 876 and encodes 291 amino acids. The transcript has 2 exons. Gene Ontology annotation, molecular function: nucleic acid binding; zinc ion binding.
AUGCGUGCGCAGAUUCAGGCGUUAGUUAACAAGUCAACUCGCCGAGCUGCAGGCAAAUCCUCCUGCGGCAACCCCCUCGCCACUGCGGUGCUAUCUCGACUAAAGGGACCUGUGGCGGGUCGAUACGCCCAAGUUAGAUUGCAGCAGUGCUACACUGCGGGAGUGUGGCCCACCUGGGACGAUCUCAAAGUAGAGAUCGAAAAAUAUUUCAAGCCGCAAGCUGAGCGUGACUGGGCAUGUCAGCAGAUCUGUUCCUUCAAACAAGGCAACAUGAGGACGGAUGAUUUUGUAACCCGGUUCCUGGCCCUCUCCAUCCAAGGGGGUCUUGGUAAUGAACAUGCAGUGGAGCUGCUGGAACGCAAUGUGAACCCUCACAUUGCAGAACAGCUUUAUCUGCAGGAUAUGAGAAAUGAGAAUCUCUCUCAAACAGCAGAGGAGGUUCGGAAAAUAGGUAGGGCCAUAGAGCUCUACAAAAUGCACCAAGGUGGCGAGACCACCAAAAACAACCAAUCCCAGAGGUGCCCUGGGUCAUCAAACCAUCAUAAUCAUUCUCACGGGUUCAAGCUGUUUGGGCUGCAACCAGGGCAGGGAGCCCCCAUGGAUAUUGGUGCGGUCCAAGGAGGACAGAUGCGCAGAUUCAAGGGGAACUGCUACAAUUGCGGCCAAGAGGGACACAUGUCCCAAGACUGCAGAAAAGGAGCGCAGGCCGCUCAACAAAAAAAUAAUCAAGGGCACCAUGCGCGCCAAUUAGAAUCCGAAAAACCGGAUGAUUGGCUCCAGACUCUGGCCGGUCAAUCCUACAACAAGAUCUGGGCCUUCUUCUACGAUCAGCAGGCUGCUGAAAUGAAGGCUCAGGGAAAAGAGUUCAGAGCUUAG